Messenger RNA from Colletotrichum abscissum, 1611 nucleotides. RefSeq names its product oxidoreductase family protein. Gene Ontology annotation, molecular function: nucleotide binding. Lineage: Eukaryota; Fungi; Ascomycota; Sordariomycetes; Glomerellales; Glomerellaceae. Bases 1 to 1611 code for a protein of 536 amino acids. The transcript has a single exon. The record is from RefSeq and is a predicted model, not a curated record.
AUGUCGUCCGUCAAGAAGUCGGGUUCGCCCGUCGCGGUCCCUGAAGAUGCAACUCCAGUGCCACCUCAGAAACCUCCCAUGUCUGUUUCGCCACCUCGCAUUCUCGUCAUCGGAGCUGGCUCUCGCGGACAAGCAUAUGCUCAUGCUAACGAGACCUCUUGCAACGGUAUCGUGGCUGCUGUCGCUGAACCCAUCACCUACAAGCGUCAAAGCUUCGGUCGAACAUUCGUUUGGGGCUCCAACACUCCCCAAGAAGGGCAACAGUUUGCCGACUGGACCGAGUUCGUAACAUACGAGACACGCCGCCGAGAGAGAGAAGCUGCUGGUGAAGAUGUACCGCCUGGCGUUGAUGCCGCCUUCAUUUGUGUUCUUGACGAAAUGCAUCGCGACGUCCUCGUCGGACUUGCUCCUCUGGGACUGCACGUCAUGUGCGAGAAACCCCUCGCCACGUCUCUUACCGAUUGUCUCGACAUGUAUCAGGCUAUGAAGCCUCCUGCUGGUCAGGAGCCCAAGAACGUCUUCUCUAUCGGCCAUGUACUUCGUUACAGCCCACACAAUAUGCUGCUUCGCAAACUCUUGCUCGAAGACCGUGUCAUUGGCGAUAUCCUCAAGAUUGUGCACACCGAGCCGGUCGGUUGGUGGCAUUUUACCCACUCGUAUGUGCGUGGCAACUGGCGGAACGAAAAGACUACGGCACCAAGUCUAUUGACAAAGAGCUGCCACGACAUUGAUCUCCUCCUUUGGCUUCUGAGCGCACCAGUAAAGGCUGGAACAGGCACUCCUCAUCUACCGUCCACUGUCUCGUCAAGUGGUUCGCUCCACCUCUUUAGGAAAGGUCGCAAGCCCGCCGCCGCUGGAAAUGCAACAAAUUGUAUGUCGUGUCCUCUAGGUGAUUCAGGCUGCAAAUUCUCGGCCAAGAAUAUCUAUCUCGGCCAGGAUCUGAAAGGUCUCGCUUCUGGCAACACCGAUUGGCCAGUCAGCAUUGUAAUGCCGGAGAUUGAAGAUUUCCCGACAUCUGAGCGAAGCAAAGUCCUGGCAUCAAAGCUUGCUGAAGAUUAUGAUGAUUCCACCCCCAAAGACGUCGUCGCUUCGCGGAACUGGUUCGGUCGUUGUGUCUUCGACGCGGACAACAAUGUCUGUGAUGACCAGACUGUCACCAUCACCUGGGACGAUGCCACGGACGGUACCCCAGAGUCAACCAAACAAUCCAAAUCAGCAACUCUGCACAUGGUCGCACAAACGAAAAAGAUUUGCGAGAGGUACACCCAUAUUUAUGGUAUUGAUGGCGAGAUCUAUGCCGACGCCCGUACAAUCACCAUAGAGGACUUCAACACGGGUGCCACCCAAUCAUUCCACCCAACCCUCGAAGACGCCGGCCACGGCGGUGGGGACAAAGGUCUCGCACGUCAAUUCAUACUGGCGGUGGACAAAGUCAAGAACCACGGCUGGACGCCGGAGAAAGCGCAGAAUGAAUUCAUCGGCUGCUCACUUGAGGAGGUAAUUCGCUCCCAUGCGAUGGUAUUCGCGGCAGAGGAAGCGCGGACAGGGAAGAAGGUGGUCGACUGGCAGAAAUGGUGGUCACAAAAGGUUGCCAACACGACAAGUGCUUAA